Molecule: messenger RNA, 885 nt
Organism: Thlaspi arvense
Lineage: Eukaryota; Viridiplantae; Streptophyta; Magnoliopsida; Brassicales; Brassicaceae
Source: the annotation of a GenBank genome assembly
AUGUUCUCGGUGUUGAAUCCCGAGACGAACGAGAUGGUUGCGAUGAAGAAGGUUGCCGAUGCUUUUGACAAUUAUGUGAUCAUAGCUUUAAGAGAUGUAGUUCCUCCACCACUGCGGGAAGAAUUUUCUAAUGUCUAUAUUGCAACGGAACUUAUGGACACUGAUCUACGCCAAGUGAUUAUGUCUGAUCUAAGUUUAUCAGAGGAACACUGCCAGAUCCUUCGAGGACUGAAAUACAUACAUUCUGCCAAUAUCAUUCAUGGAGAUUUGAAACCCAGCAACCUCUUGCUGAAAGCGAAUUGUGAUCUGAAGAUCUGCAAUUUUGGUCCUCCUCGGCCAUCUUUCGAGAAUGGGUUCAUAAAAGAGCGUGGUUUCAGCAGAUGGUACACCGCACCUGAGCUAUUGUUGAACUCUUCAGAGUAUACUGCUGCUGCAGAUGUGUGGUCUGUGGGAUGCAUCUAUAUGGAGCUUAUGAAUAGAAAGCCUCUAUUUCCCGGCACAAGUCGGGUGGACCAGUUGCGCUUGUUGACCAAGCUUCUUGGGACACCCACUGAAUUAGAUCUGAGGCUUGUUCCAAACGAGGAUGUAAGAAAAUGCAUCCGGCGGCUUUUUGAAUAUCCUCGACAGGAGCUAUCAAAUAUGUUCCCGCAUGUCCCUCCGUUAGCCAUUGAUCUUAUGGACAAAAUGUUGGUAUUUGAUCCCACUAGAAGAAUAACAGUUGGGGAAGCGUUAGCUCAUCCUUAUCUUGCUGGAUUUCACGACAUAGCUGAUGAACCAGUCUGUCCGAGGCCAUUCUCCUUCGAUUUUGAAGACUCCAUGGGAGAAGAACGGAUGAAGGAUAUGAUUUACCAGGAGGCUUUAUCUCUCAAUCCUGGGCAUGCAUAA